AUGAACUCACUUCCUACAGACACAAUUUUAUACUUAAUGGAUUUUAUGAUCAUUCCAUCGGGUGAAUAUAAAAACAUAUUUUCAUUAAAUCGACAUUGGAAAGAAGCAACGGAGGAAAAUCCUGAAUUUUGGUUAAGACAAUUAGCAGGCUUGUUUUUUAUGAUUUGUAAAGAAAAGGAAAAUAUUGGAGGUGAUUCUAAUACGGAAUUGCCAUCACCAACAUCAUCUUCAUCCUCAACUUUGGAUCAAUCAAAGUCAAUUACUACUGGUCAUCAAUUGUUUUCUAUUCAAGGCUUGAAUUAUUUUCAAUUUUAUUGUAAAUUCUUUUGUAAUAGGAAAGGAAUGCACCAUUUAAUGAAACAUCAACCAGUUUUAAAGAAGAUUUUUAAAAAAGUUGCUGAUUUUCUUGUAAUUAUUGAAAUGAGAGAACAUAAUGAAAAAAUUGAAGAUUUUAGUUUAAUUAGAAAAACAUUUCUAAAUUUAAAUUCGAAUAUUAAGGGAUAUGUAAAGACUAAAUUUGAAAAGGAAAAAUUAUCAAUGUUGACACAUUCAAAAGUAUUUGAUUAUUAUCAACAAUAUCAAUUCUUUUUUAAGGAUGAAUAUGAAAUUAAUCAAGAUUUAAUUAAUUCAAAAACUGAUACAAGUUAUGACGUAUAUUGGACCUAUUUACUUUCAUACACUAAAAGUAUUGAACAACAGAAAGGAUUGGAUCUAUUACAAUUGUUUCUAGAUAAUAAUAUUUAUUCUAAACAAUAUUUUAUUAGAAAGGUAGCAACUUUGAUAUUAUUAUUGACACUUUCAGAAAUAGAAGAUGAAUCAUACCGAGAAAAAGUAUUUGAAUUAUUAUUGAAAAUAUUGAAGAAAUAUUUUCAAACUUCAAUUGCUUCGAAUUUUACUGCCAAGUAUGAAAAGGGAAGCGAAUUAUUUUCAUUCAUGUUGUUUGAUCCGUAUGAAACGGCUAGAAUUAAAUUGAAAUAUAUUGAGAGAGUGAAACAAGAAAUUGCUCCAAGUAUUGUUUCAAAAGGUUUUGACAAACAGGCAAAAGACCUCAAAAUAAUCUAUACUCAAACUGAACUAAUUGAUCUAGUAGGAAGUACAGAUUUUUAUCAAUUAAUUGGAUACAUUUUACAAAAUUUCCAUUGUGAUCCUGUUAUGCUUGAUAAAAUACUAUCACGUGCCAUUAAUAGAAUAACCAUUUUAGAAUUUUACAAACAAUCAAAAAUAACGUACAGCAAAGUUUGCAAUUUGAAGUUUUUUAUUUCCAAUGAUGAUUUUCAGUUUGAAUUUGAGGAGGUACUUCCUAUUAUACUUAAACAUUACGAAACUGAUGGAAAGGAUAUGAGGCAAUUAAUCAAAGAUUUCCAAAAAUCAACUGAACCAUUUAAUGAAAUUUUACGAUUAGGAAAUAAUUUAGAAAUGUUGAGAAUUAGGUUACGAUACUUUUUCAAACUCUAUUCUCAAUUUUUUACAAAGGAUCAAAUCAAGAUGUUCCUUAAACAUGCCUAUUUCCACUCUGGAAUGAUUGGACAAAGUCAUAACAUUGAGGUUACUAAAAUCUUUUUCGAAGAUUAUCAAUUGACUCCAUCAGAUUGUUCAAUGGUUGUAACCUCGAUAAAUCCGUCAAUAUUCAAAUGGACUGAAGAUAUUCAGAAUGCAGUCCAUAAUUUUCCAUCCAAAUUUACGCCACAUAAGAAACCUAAAGAAUUUAAAAUGCACCCAAUUGUGAAUCACAUUCUUACUAGAAGGGAUAGAGAUCAUAUUGGUAAUUUAGAUGGAUUUGUGGAAAUUUGUGGAGAUGAUAGAGUUGUAAUUCCUCUCCUUCUCGAUCAUAAUGGAGCUUCUCGUGAUGUCAAGCAACAUAUUUAUGUAGAUUAUAUGGAGCAAAAGAAAAAGGAACAAGCCUACAGAUACGUAAUCAAAUACAUCACCUUAAAGGAAUUGAUUAAGAGCCCAAAUAUGAAAAUACUGUACUAA
Naegleria gruberi is the source of this 1974-nucleotide messenger RNA. RefSeq lists its product as uncharacterized. The record is from RefSeq and is a predicted model, not a curated record. The transcript has a single exon. NCBI's taxonomy places the organism in Eukaryota, Heterolobosea, Eutetramitea, Acrasida, Naegleriidae. Bases 1 to 1974 code for a protein of 657 amino acids.